CAAGCGGGUCUGUCAAAAUAAAAAGAAGCGUCUGUCGCUUCGGCUGACUCCAAAUUAAAUUUUUCAAUCACUCCACUUUGGGAGUACACACUAUAAUUGAUGGAGAUGAAAGCCAUCGGACUACUCACUCUCGUUCUCCUCUUGGUUGUCCAGUCAACAGAGGCUGGACUUCGUUCCCGGGUGUCGAGCUUCCGAGAUCGUUCCCAAAGGGCCAGUUACAACACCCAACCCGGUAGUACUCAAGAGAAGCCACGAAACGUGCAGUCGUCCGAGAGUAUCAGGAGAAGUAGUGUAAUAUCCGCGUGGGGAAUAAUCGGAAUAAUUCUUGGAGCCAUAAUCAUCACCACGACUGGUUACUAUGCAUUCGUAUUUUAUCCCUAUCUCUGUAAGAAGGAGCGCAAUUACGACAUGAUUGAGCUGACCAACGUGGUAUGACCAUGUGGGCCGGAGAACAUAUUUUAUAUUCAUUUGCCGGCAAUUACGGACAAUUCAUUGUAUUUUUUACAACAUUUAUUUUCAAUAAAAGGACAGUUUACCUGAAAAACAUGAA
Molecule: messenger RNA, 550 nt
Organism: Diachasmimorpha longicaudata
Lineage: Eukaryota; Metazoa; Arthropoda; Insecta; Hymenoptera; Braconidae
Exons: 2
Coding region: 100-435 (111 amino acids)
Source: RefSeq, a predicted model, not a curated record